This is a messenger RNA of Plectropomus leopardus (leopard coralgrouper), 1794 nucleotides long. Lineage: Eukaryota; Metazoa; Chordata; Actinopteri; Perciformes; Serranidae. The record is from RefSeq and is a predicted model, not a curated record.
AAGGGCGAGCUGGUGGUGAAUGACAGAAUAGACAGAGAGGCUUUAUGUGGACAAAGCGCCAGCUGUGUGUUGCCUCUGCAGGUUGUUCUUGAAAACCCUCUUAGUUUACACCGGAUUGAGGUCGAAAUAAAAGAUAUAAAUGACAAUUCGCCUAGUUUUCAUACAAAAGAACUGUCUUUAGAAAUUUCAGAAUCGGCAGCAGUGGGGACUCGUUUUCCCUUAGAGAGCGCAGAAGACUCCGACGUUGGCAGUAAUUCAGUUAAAUCAUAUAUUUUGAUAAAAAACGACUGUUUUACCUUAAAAAUGAAGGAAGUUGAGGAUGGUAAGACAGUCCCCGAGUUAGUGUUAGAGAAGCCCCUUGAUCGAGAAACGAAAGCAGUUCACCAGCUACUACUGACUGCAUUAGACGGGGGAAACCCAGUCAUGUCUGGCACCUCACAGAUUACAAUCACGGUGCUUGACGUAAAUGACAAUUUUCCAGUUUUUGAUAAAAAUGUAUAUAAGGUUUCUUUGGAGGAAAAUACCGCAAAAGAUACGUUUGUUAUCAAAAUUGCAGCAACUGAUGCUGAUGAGGGUCUAAACGCAGAAGUUGAAUUCUUGUUUGGCUCGCGGACACCGGAGUCGGUCUUAUCAGUAUUUGAAAUAAAUUCACUAACAGGAGAAAUACGUUUGAAAGGAGACUUGGAUUAUGAAAGAGACACGUCAUACAAAAUUGAAAUAACUGCAAAGGACAAGGGGGUUCCUCGAAUGGAGAGUCACUGUCGUCUUCAGAUAGAUGUUGUAGAUGUUAAUGAUAAAACUCCAGAAAUUGUUCUCACCUCUGAACCGAAGCCGGUGCGGGAAGACUCACCAACUGGCACAGUGGUGGCUUUGCUUAAUGCACGUGAUGCUGACUCCGGUAAUAACAGCAAAGUGACACUGAGACUACCCAGAGGUUGUCCGUUCGCUCUAAAACCCUCCUUUUCUAACAAUUAUGCACUGGUUACCAGUGGUGUUUUGGACAGAGAGAGUUUCUCAGAAUAUAGUAUUGAGAUAACAGCCACUGAUUCAGGUUCUCCUCCUCUGUCCAGCAAGAAAAUUAUACCUGUCAGCAUCACUGAUGUGAAUGAUAACCCUCCUAUAUUCACUCAGUCCUCCUAUAAUGUGUAUUUAAAAGAGAAUGGGGUCCCAGGCUCUAUACUGUACUCUGUAUCAGCGUCUGACCUGGAUUUUGGUGAAAACGCUAAAAUCUCUUACUCUAUACUGGACUCUAAAGUGCAGGAUGUUUCUGUCUCCUCUUAUGUUUACAUUAACUCAGAUAACGGCAGCAUCUACAGCAUGCACUCGUUUGACUAUGAGAAACUGAAGGUGUUUCAGAUUCAGGUUCAGGCAAAGGAUCAGGGCUCCCCGUCUCUCAGCAGCAACGCCACUGUCCAUGUUUUUAUCCUGGACCAGAACGACAAUGCCCCCGCUGUUAUUUACCCCUCCUCCGCCAUGGGCUCCCUCUCUCAUCAGAGGAUGCCCCGCUCCGCUAAAGCGGGUCACCUGGUUACCAAGGUGACGGCCGUGGACGCUGACUCGGGCCAUAACGCCUGGAUCUCCUACAAAGUGGCGGAGGCUACAGACGCCUCUCUGUUCACUGUCAAUCUGUACACAGGGGAGGUGAGGACUAAACGCGCUGUGUCCGAGCAGGACGACUCCUCUCAGAGACUUCUCAUAGAGAUCAGGGACGACGGGGAACCGGUCCAGUCCUCCACUGUCACGGUGUCCAUCCUGCUGGAGGACGGCCUCCACGAGCCCAUCUUAGACCUCCGA